This is a messenger RNA of Lactuca saligna, 357 nucleotides long. NCBI's taxonomy places the organism in Eukaryota, Viridiplantae, Streptophyta, Magnoliopsida, Asterales, Asteraceae. The record is from the annotation of a GenBank genome assembly.
AUGAAUGGAAAAGGUUAUUGGUCCUUACACUUCGAUUUUUCCACCGAUUUUCUCGAACUUUUCUCAAUUUCGUGUUCCAUCUUUGAUUUCGGUAUUAUGGGUCCGAGAGUAGCUCCUCAACAACAACAAAGGAAUGCAUUGAGGCUACACCCUUUUUACGAAUUUCCUGAUGAUAUCCCACAAGAAAUGUUGAAAAGCUACAUGAACAUGUUGGGAUGGCUCUAUAAUCAAGAGUUUGCCAUUUCACCAACAACAGAAUGGGACAAGCUGAAUGAAAUUAGGAUAUUGGAAAGAUUGAACCCGUAUCUUACAAAAACAUUCUUUGAAAAUGGGGCAUCUUUCACUUGUAACGGGUAG